Messenger RNA from Phragmites australis (common reed), 1737 nucleotides. RefSeq names its product chaperone protein dnaJ GFA2, mitochondrial-like. The record is from RefSeq and is a predicted model, not a curated record. Gene Ontology annotation, molecular function: heat shock protein binding; ATP binding. Gene Ontology annotation, cellular component: cytoplasm. The coding region runs from base 100 to 1377 and encodes 425 amino acids. The transcript is spliced from 18 exons. Gene Ontology annotation, biological process: response to heat; protein refolding. NCBI's taxonomy places the organism in Eukaryota, Viridiplantae, Streptophyta, Magnoliopsida, Poales, Poaceae.
AACCCUUCCCCCAAUUCUUUCCUGCGGUUUAACAACCUCCAUCAACCUUCUGCACAAAGUAGGGUUCUCCCCCUGUCCCCACCACCCGCCUCCGCCCCCAUGGCGCGCGCCGCCGCCUCCAGACUCGCCGCCGCGGCGACCUCCUCCUCAGCGCGCGAGCUGUUCGCCCGCCACCUCGCCGCCGCCUCGGCGUGGGCCGGUCCGUCGCGGCUGCCCGGUCCAGUGAAUUGGGCAGGGCGGGAGAGGCGGAGCGCGAGCUGGUGGUGCCCGAGCAGAUCGUUCCAUGCCACAAGGAGGGUGAAUGCAAGGGAUUACUAUGAUGUGCUUGGAGUGAGCAAGGAUGCUUCUGCGCCAGAUAUAAAGAAGUCAUAUUAUGCGCUUGCAAAGAAGUUCCAUCCGGAUACUAAUAAAGAUGAUGUUGAUGCAGAGAAAAAAUUUCAAGAAGUUAACCGUGCCUACGAGGUUUUGAAGGAUGAUGAUAAGCGUGAAACAUAUGAUCAGCUUGGACCAGAAGCAUAUGAGCGUCAAGCGACAGGUGGUGGGCCAGAUGGUUUCCCUGGAGGGCAGGGUUUUCCUCACGGUAACCCAUUUGGUGAUAUCUUUACCGAUAUCUUUGAUAAUGCGUUCAAAGGAGGCCAAGAUGUCAAGGUUUCUGUUGAACUAUCAUUCAUGGAAGCUGUCCAAGGCUGCAGAAAAACCAUUACAUAUGAAGCUGAUACUUUCUGUAGAACUUGCAAUGGAAGUGGUGUCCCCCCUGGAACUGUACCUAAAACAUGUAAAGCAUGUUCAGGUGCCGGUGUGAUAUACAUGCAGAGGGGUAUAUUUACUCUUGAAUCUACUUGCUCCCAGUGCAGUGGGAGCGGAAAAAUUGUGAAGAAUUUUUGCAAGACUUGCAAAGGCGAACAGGUAGUGAAGGGGAAAAUGACAUUUAAGCUAGACAUAAUGGCAGGAAUUGAUGAUAAUGACACCAUGAAGGUUUUUGGUAAGGGUGGUGCUGAUGUUGAGCGCAAUAAGCCUGGCGACCUUUAUGUUACCAUCAAGGUCAGAGAUGAUCCUAUCUUUCGUAGAGAAGGCAACCAUGUGCAUGUUGAUGCUGUUCUAAGCAUUGCCCAGGCUGUCCUAGGUGGAACUGUCUCGGUACCAACCCUCACUGGAAAUGUUUCAGUCAAGGUUCGGCAAGGCACCCAACCGGGAGAGAAGGUUGUCCUGCGUGGCAAAGGAAUAAAAGCGAGAAAUUCCUCGACGUUUGGAAAUCAGUAUAUCCACUUCAAUAUCAGAGUCCCAACGGAGCUGACACAACGGCAACGGGAGUUGAUACAGGAGUUCGAUAAAGAGGAGUGCAAUGACGGGGAGGGAGUUGCAGCUGCCUCCGGUUGAAAGUUUUGGUGGCGCCAUUCAUUGAUGACCACAGCCCCAGUAUACGUGCUGUAGGCACCAAAAAUUAUUUAAACAUUUUUGACCCUUAUAUAGCGGCAAUCCAACGUGUAAUUUAAAUACAUUAUACGCUACCGGUAACUCUUGAGCUUAAGUUAUUGUAACCUUAUGCACCUCGUUAUAUGGCAGCUAUCCAUUGUAAGAUGAACUAGGGACAGAGCAAAGCUAGUGAAGCAGUUUUCCAUUUUGGGCUGGCUUUAAUCAUCUUUUGAUGUAUGCCGAGUGUUAAGAGUGUAUGCUGGAUAUUAUCACCAGAAAUGUUAGUAUAUUCCCAUAGAAUGCAAGCUUAUCACCACGUCAUAA